Hyaloscypha bicolor E is the source of this 1040-nucleotide messenger RNA. RefSeq lists its product as uncharacterized. NCBI's taxonomy places the organism in Eukaryota, Fungi, Ascomycota, Leotiomycetes, Helotiales, Hyaloscyphaceae. The transcript is spliced from 2 exons. The record is from RefSeq and is a predicted model, not a curated record. The coding region runs from base 32 to 658 and encodes 208 amino acids.
CGAUGAUCUUCAACACUAAUUUUCCGCGAACAUGAUGGUGAGGUUUAGAUGGAUCUUCGCUGUCUUGUUGGGCUUUCUGGCACGGGCAACGAUUGCGGCCAAUGAUUUCACUUACACCGGGUCCCCAGUCGCUGGCAAGCCAUUCACAAUCACAUGGGCCCCAGGAACCUAUUCCACCAUCGACAUCCUGUUGUAUUCUUUGACUGGAUAUCCGUCUUAUGUACCAACGAUAGCCAUUCCCAUUUCUCAGGGGAUUCCCAACUCGGGAAGCUAUGUCUGGAAUGUCCCAGCAAGUCUUGGAGGCUUUUACUGUCUUUCCAUAGCCAGAGACUUCAAUUUCCCCGUUUCGUACAGUCCUAAAUUUGCCCUUGGACCGUAUACGUUCAGCUCCAUCGACUAUGCUACCUAUACAUCGGUUCCGCAAACGACAACCUGCACUUCUGCACUCCCUGUGCCAACAGGGCCCAAUCCCUUCGUGACCCCCGCCGACAAAAACGGCGUCAUGCGUGUCGGUGUUGCAACUAAUAUCCAAUGGCAGCCGACCACCAAAGGCACCGUCUCCUUGAUUCUGAAUCCCUCGAUGUCAAAUUCAUACAUGAUCUCAUCGGCCACCAUCCUGAGUAAGUUUUCCCUUCCCUGUGCAAUUCGAACUUGUUAAUCAGAUAGAAAACAUCUCAAAUUCUGGAUCCUUUGCCUGGACGCCUCCUAAUGACAGUACCCUAGAUGGCACAGGUGCUGGUGGCUGGUACCUCACUCUUGUGGAUGAUACUACAGGCGCAACGAGCAUCUCUCCUAGCUUCAACAUCUUACCUCCUGACAGCCAGGAUGAAUUCAUUGGUCCCUACGCUCCUCUAGUUGUUGGACAGAGUCACACGUUCAACUGGUCUCCAAGCACAGCAUCAACAAUCUCGCUGUUAAUCAUCAGAGAUUCCCCACAUGGAGCCAACGUCACCUUAGCAGGUCUGGCUCCUUUCGCAUAGUCGUUGAAAGUAGGCUAACCAAUUCCAUCAGAUCGUAUCAAGAACACCGGGUCCUUCAGC